This is a messenger RNA of Aureobasidium uvarum, 324 nucleotides long. NCBI's taxonomy places the organism in Eukaryota, Fungi, Ascomycota, Dothideomycetes, Dothideales, Saccotheciaceae. The record is from the annotation of a GenBank genome assembly.
AUGGCCGAUGUUCACCUCAACCCUGAAGUAUACCCCGAUCCCGAAAAGUGGGAUCCAUCACGCUACUUGGCAGAGAAGGCAGAGGACCACAAGACAAAGUUUGGAUUCAUCGGCUGGGGCGCGGGUAGGCACCCAUGUCUAGGCAUGAGAUUUGCGAAACUCGAGCAAAACAUCAUCCUCGCCUUCUUCCUCGCCAACUUCGACUUUGCCUUGUCGGACAAGCAUGGCAACAAGAUGGAAGGCGUGCCAAAGAGUGACUUUAACACUUUUGCCGCGACCAAGCCAAAAGACAAGAUUUACGUCAAGUACAGCGUGCGAGGCUGA